Molecule: messenger RNA, 1822 nt
Organism: Nannospalax galili (Upper Galilee mountains blind mole rat)
Lineage: Eukaryota; Metazoa; Chordata; Mammalia; Rodentia; Spalacidae
Gene: Nup93
Product: nucleoporin 93
Biological process (GO): poly(A)+ mRNA export from nucleus; protein import into nucleus
Cellular component (GO): nuclear pore
Molecular function (GO): structural constituent of nuclear pore
Source: RefSeq, a predicted model, not a curated record
AGCUGGCAAUGGCUGGUUCUGAGACCUUUCAUGUCAUGUUUCCCUUUGUUUCUUUUCAGUUUGAGGUUCUGAAGGCUCUUGGUCUUCAGGAGUGUAUCCUGGAGAAACAGAGGCUUGAAUGAGGAGAACUAAAUCUACAUCUCCAAUGGACACCGAGGGGUUUGGCGAGCUUCUUCAGCAAGCUGAACAGCUUGCCGCCGAGACUGAGGGCAUCUCCGAGCUUCCUCAUGUGGAGCGGAACUUACAGGAGAUCCAGCAGGCGGGAGAGCGUCUGCGUUCCCGUACCCUCACACGUACAUCCCAGGAGACAGCAGAUGUCAAGGCGUCCGUUCUUCUUGGGUCACGAGGGCUUGAUAUAUCCCACAUCUCCCAGAGAUUGGAGAGUCUGAGUGCAGCCACCACCUUUGAACCUCUUGAGCCUGUGAAGGACACGGACAUUCAGGGCUUUUUGAAGAAUGAAAAAGAUAAUGCCCUGCUAUCUGCCAUUGAAGAGUCCCGGAAAAGGACCUUUGCUAUGGCAGAGGAGUACCAUCGCGAGUCAAUGUUGGUCGAGUGGGAGCAAGUGAAACAGCGAAUUCUGCACACACUGCUGGCAUCAGGAGAGGAUGCCCUUGGCUUUACUCAAGAAAGUGAGCCGAGUUACAUCAGUGAUGUGGGGCCCCCUGGCCGAAGCUCUCUGGAUAGCAUUGAGAUGGCCUAUGCCCGGCAGAUUUAUAUCUAUAAUGAGAAGAUUGUGAGUGGGCACCUGCAGCCUAACCUCGUGGACCUUUGUGCUUCCGUUGCAGAGCUGGAUGAUAAGAGCAUUUCUGACAUGUGGGCCAUGGUAAAACAAAUGACAGAUGUGUUGUUGGCACCAGCAACUGAUGCCCUGAAGAGCCGAAGCAGCGUGGAAGUACGCAUGGAGUUUGUCAGGCAGGCCUUGGGGUACCUUGAACGGAGUUAUAAGAAUUACACCCUUGUGACUGUCUUUGGAAAUCUGCAUCAGGCCCAGCUAGGUGGUGUGCCUGGAACUUACCAGCUGGUUCGAAGCUUCCUAAACAUUAAACUUCCAGCUCCUUUACCAGGACUUCAGGAUGGGGAGGUAGAAGGCCAUCCUGUCUGGGCAUUAAUUUAUUACUGCAUGCGAUGUGGAGACCUGCUUGCUGCAUCACAGGUGGUCAAUAGAGCUCAGCACCAGCUGGGGGAAUUUAAGACCUGGUUCCUGGAGUACAUGAACAGCACGGACAGAAGAUCAGGCAUAACCUCUCAGAAGUGCUUCUUGCAACCAUGAACAUCCUGUUCACACAGUUUAAGAGGCUCAAGGGGACAAGUCCAUCCUCAGCAUCCAGACCCCAGCGAGUCAUCGAGGAUCGAGACUCUCAACUCCGAAGUCAAGCCAGAGCACUGAUUACCUUUGCUGGAAUGAUACCCUAUCGGACGUCGGGUGACACCAAUGCAAGGCUGGUGCAGAUGGAGGUCCUCAUGAAUUAAGUGCUGUGCUUUGCAGAGUCCGGGACUAUGUACUGUCAGUCUGUUAGACGUGUGGGCCCACUAGGGUGGGCUUUCUGAUUUUGUUUCUGUUGCGUUGUGUUUUGUUUUUUGUAUUAUGUAUUUUGUCAAUACCAAUAAAUUUCUUUGAUUUGUAUUUCUUUUCAACAUUUUUUUUUCUUUUCUUUUUUCAUUUAAAAUUUUGUUAAGUUUUUAUUUGUGUAUUGGGGAAAUACUGUCAGACAUUUGGGAGCCAGAGAAUAAGAGGCUACAUAGGUAUAUGUAAUUUGGCUAAUGACUUUAAAUGAUUAAAAAAUAACCCAUCCAUAGCAAGGAAACAAAGCCUUUGGAGUGC